UCGCAGGAGUUGUCAGAAUUUCAUAGCGCAAUAUGGGAAUGACAAACCACUUAUGGGGACUACAUCUCAGAGUUUGAUUUCAGAGUUUUCCAUCUUUAAGAUGAGUUGCCAUCCAAGGUUAAUGAGUCCCAUCCACCCGGGGUGCUGGUGAUUUUUUUGCUCUCACCGGGAACGAACUCUAAUAGCUUGGGAUUAACUCAGUUUAAACAACUGUGUCAUGCAUGAUAUAGCGUAGUGUUAAGGCCUACCAAGUUAAAACCUAUCAAUAAAAUAUAAACAGCACUUAUUUACUACGCAGCUCCAGGCAUAGACAGUUAACUAAAAUUAAAUACAUUCAUGCUGUUGUUUGCCUAUUGUUUGAGUUGUGCAUACAUAUUAAAUUGAUAUAUUUAAUUGAUCAUAGGCUCAUAAAUUAAUUAAAGUUAUCCUCAACAUCUCACCCUCCCUCCCUGUAGUCAGGGUGAUGUGAGUGUUUUGUGGCUUAAGUUGAAGACACAAUAGUCCUCAUAGUCAAUAGGAAUAUUGUCUGUAUCAAUUUAUUCUUUACUUUACACCUACAUUAAACCUACACUACAAAUGCAAGUUGAUUUUUUAUCAUAUUAUCUUUAUCUGAACUAAAGAGCAAAUGAAUAACUAUUUAGCACUAAUACUGAUUCUCUUUCUGGCUCUCAUCUACACUACCAUCAGUUACAUCUGUGAACUUCUGUAGUAAUGAUCACCACACAAGCAAAAUAUAAUGCUAAGACUGCUAAGAGUAAGUGAAAUAUUAAAAUUUUUGCUGAAUAAAAUUUGAAUUCAUGGCAUGAACCAUGUUGACUAGCCUCAAAGUUUAUGUUAUUUUUUUUAACUUGACAGCAUCAGAAGCAUUUAAAGCAAUGCUGUGGGGUCAAAGUUGAAUAUUUUAAAAUAAAUUGUUUGCCUGAAAAUAUUUACAGAUUUAACUGUUCAGUUUUUUUAAUGUAGAUAUCAUACUUACAAAAAGUUGGUAUGUAUGUUUCCAUUUUCUUUUAUAAUCAAACUUUUAAUUGGAAAACAUUAGACCUCAAAGAUAUUUAAUUUUUUUCCCCACUAAAAUGUGGUGUAUUCAACUAUAUUUUUUAACUAGUAUAGCCUCGAUAUUUCAUUUCAAAAUUAUGUAGAUGUGACUUCAGAUAGCCUCUGAAAUUGACCAGCUGACUUAGGUCACAAAUAGUUGUAGCAACAUGUCUUAUUAACAAUGGUGUUAAAAAAAUACUUUAAAAGGAAAUUGCAUUUAUUUAUUAAUGCCAUUUAUUGUACUUGAUCUUCGCAUUGCCUGUUUGGUACUAAAGUUGUUUAAAAAGUUACUAUUUUAAAAGACAACUUUAUGUCAAGGAGAAUUUCAUAUUUUGACACAGAUAUAUUUAUAUUUGAAAUUAUAAAGUUAUAUUUAAUACAAAGUUAGUGCGACAUAAAUUGCUGCUUCUUUGGUGUAAUAUCUGAUAAACUGAGCCAUAGUGAUGUUUCUGACAGCUUAGCUUUGUCAUCAAAAAAAAUAAAUUCAAAAUGCUUAAACAAUACAAAAUACAUUUAGUUUUGCUGUUGGUUUUGUUGGUGUAUCUGGACAUCUGCGGGAAUGUGUUCAAUACAGUAGUAUAGUAUGUUAAGUGUUUCAAAUCAUUUUUAGUAUCACAUAUAUUAUACAUUAAAACUAGAAGAGGACUUUUUUGUAACAAAAUUUAACCAUUUAGUUGAACUUUUAAAGUCACAGGCAUGAAAUUAAACUCUCUAAAAUAGUGAAAAGAAAAUUAGAGUAUGUGUUUUUUUUUUAAAAUUAGUCUCUAUUUUUAGAUGUUCUAACUUAUAAUUUUUUUAAAUUGCUGUUUCUUGCUGUUGAAGUUUUUAUCUUUUAGCUGCAAAUAUACGCUGCUGUGCUUUAAGAUUGGUUGAUUAACAACUUUGAAAUACAGGUUACUUUUUGUGCUUAUUAAAUGUCAUGUUAACAUUUUUAUAAACUUUAAAGAAAAAUUAUACGCAAGGUUUUGUUUUUAAAAGUAGGCCUAUAAUUUAUACAGUUGAGAAAAAAAUUACAAGUAACAAAGAGUUGGUAUUUAUACUUAAGCUCCUGUUACUGUGAAGUAAACUUCUGUUACUCUGUAAACUUCUGUUACUGUGAAGUAAACUUCUGUUACUGGGAAGUGUGCAUCACUUUCUAUCUGAAUUUCUCAAAAAUAUUUUUAAAAUUUUGUUCCUCAAAGACUGAAAGUAAGCAUUCGUGCUAAAACUAUCUUAUUUCAUUUUCAUUUUAUUCUAUCUGAUGUGUAUUUGGAUUCAUAUUUUCAGUGAACCUGAGCACUUUCACUUACGAGAGUGGACCGUUGGAGUAUGAAGAUUUCCCUUUAACCGCAGAACCUGUCUACAUUCUAGGGGAAGUGCACAGUGCACUGCAUGGUAACCAGUGUUUAGUUUAUCUGAUGUCAUAAUGAUGCACCAAUGUCUCCAAAUCAGUUUUGUUGCUUUAGGAUUAAAAUAUUAUUCCGAUAGAGCCAGAUACAGAUAAUAAGGCAGAGUGAGCCAUCUGUAAAGUGUCUUAGAAUGCCUUUAAAGGGCAUCAGUAAAAUAAAAUAAUAUAAUGAUUUUAAAGGGCAUGAGUUCAAUAACAUAAUAAAAUGCUUUUUUUAUAAAGUUUUUUUAAACAUCAUAAGUUAAAUAAGAUAUCAGAAUGUUAUUUAAUAGGCACAUGCCCAUAUGACUACUGGCUCUGGACAAUAUAUCCUUCCAUUGAGUAAGGUUAAAGUUUAGCAGGGAGUCACACAUCACCUGCUAAAUAUUGUUUUCACAUUUUCAGAUCGAGAUGACUUAAAAAAUGACAUCAAAUCCAGAAUAUGGAUCACAUACCGCAGGAACUUUCAAAAUAUAGGUAGAUAGAGCUGUGGUUUUCUUUGUGAUAUCACAAGUCUUAAAUAGUGUCAUACUGCAUUGGUAUAUAAUCAAGUAUUUCAAAACUAUUAUAAAAAAAUAUCUUUUUUUUUUGCUAAAAAAAAUAAACACAGUGGAAACUCUCAUAAUGAGCACCUCUCAUAAUGAGCACCUCUCAUAAUGAGCACCUCUCAUAAUGAGCACCUCUCAUAAUGAGCACCUCUCAUAAUGAGUAAUUCGCAAAACGAGCAAAAAAAUUGUGCAGAAGUUGCUCCCUUAACGAGCGACAUAUCGCAUAACGAGUUACGCAGAAAGGGGAAGUCCCUUUUUCCCUCACUUCUGCUUGAAAAAAACUGGCCAGAGAGUGUUGUUGAAUGUGAUUUGGAAACAGUACCUGUGGAGUCUACAGUUAACGAGAUUGUGUCAUUGGCCAAUAUCAUGGGACGCGAGGUGGACAACAAUGAUAUUGAAGAGCUUGUGAAAGAGCACAGUCAAGAGUUGACCACCAAAGAGUUGCAUCGUGUUUCACAGCAAGAAAUUAAGGAGGAGAGCUCAUUAAUGGAGGAGGAUGCAGCAGAGCAACAAUCUUCUAGCGCAAAAGAGAAAUGCUGAAACUGUUGCAUCGUACAUUGAGAACCAUCAGCCUAAUUAGGAGGUGGCUAUUCAUGCUACAAAUUUAUUCAAUGAUAAUGAUGUGACACAUUUUCGUCAAAUUUUGAAGCGUCGGCAAAAACAAGUCAUAAGACAGUUUUCUAGUUAAAAAGGAUUAAUUAUUUGUCAUAAAUUCAUAUUUUUAUUUACGUUUUUUGUUUCAAAUCUAAAUUGUAUUCCAAGUUGUUACACUCCUUAACAAUUCAUAAGAAAUUUUAUUUGAAUAAAUAUUAAUAAAAAAUUUAAAAAAAUGAAUAUCUUUUCAGCAUAGAACGCAUUAUCGUAUUUUACACAGAUUUGUAUGGGAAAAAUGGUUUCGUUUAACGAGUGUUUCACUUAACGAGUAAGAUUCUGGAACAAACUAUGCUCGUUAUGAGAGGUUCCACUGUACUAAUAUAUAAAAUAACUGGUUAAGAGCAGGUACAUUUUGUUGUUUAAAUUCAUUUCAGGUGGAACAGGGCCUAGUUCUGACCAGGGAUGGGGUUGUAUGCUUCGUUGUGGACAGAUGAUGCUUGCUCAGGGCCUCGUUCUACGACACUUAGGGAGAGGUGCGUUCAUAAUCAUUGGUGUCCCCUUAAAAAGAAAGCUAUGACAUGGGAAUGGCCAAUUAGCAAUUGUCUACAGAUUCUCAACUUUGGUCCUGGAUUUUUGGGGGAUUCCUGAUAAGACUCCGAAUUGUAAAAAAACCAAAAAUGUUGCAACUUUACACGCCUUGAGUGUUGGGUGCUGCUAAUCUUCAGGUCCCUAGGUUGCUUGUAAUAAUUUUAAAAAUGAAUCUGAAUAGUUUACUAGGCAGGGGUUGAUUGGAAUAUUUCAAAAUGAGGUUUCCUCUUAUUGAAACUAUUACAAAACUGUGUCUUUGGCAUCUUUUUCUGAAUGAAAUGCCAUUGAAAAAUGCUACAUUUGUCCCUCAGAAGAAUAUUACAUUUGUGCAGCAGAAAGAUGUUACAUUUGUCCCGCUGAAGGAUGUUACAUUUGUCCCAUUUUAUUGAACUUGAGCUGCUCCUAGGUUUAUCACAUGCUCAAUGGAUUCAUAGUUGGUAUGCUUGCAGACAAAGAGGGAAAUCGGUUUGAGGGUUUCAGAAUCAAGCCUGCAGUUGCAAAUGCAUGAUUCCAAAUCUCAUGUCACUGUAAUAUUUUUUACAUGAAAGGAGUUACAGUAGGAAGUGUUGUUACAGUACAAAGUGUUGUGACAGAACGAAGGGUUGUGACAGUAUGAAGUGUUGUGACAGUAUGAAGUGUUGUGACAGUAUGAAGUGUUGUGAUAGUACAAAAGGUUGUAACAGCACGAAGUGUUGUGACAGCUUGUUUUCUUUCUCUUAAGGAUGGAGAUGGCGGCCACAUGUGACAGAUGACACAUACUGGAAGAUAUUGAAAAUGUUUGAAGACAAGAAGAUGGCCACUUACUCUAUUCAUCAGAUUGGUCAGUUGAAUUAUUUAAAAAGAUGAUAACCAUAAAAUUCUAAUCACAGCAGUCAAAACUUUUCCGGUCAUUAAAUACUUCAAAAAUAUUGAAUAUUUCCAAUAAAAUAAAUUAUGUUAACAAAAUAUAUUUCUUAGCUUCCAUGGGAGAAGCCGAGGGAAAAGCCAUUGGCCAGUGGUUUGGACCAAAUACAAUCGCUCAAGUCUUAAAGUUAGUCUUGUUUUACAGUUCAUCUUGUUGUUAAUCUGCAUACAUUUAGUUUUAUUUACAUCAUCCAUAUUGGCACACUAUUUACAUCAUCCAUAGCAGCACAUUAUUUACAUCAUCCAUAGCGGCACAUUAUUUACAUCAUCCAUAGCGGCACAUUAUUUACAUCAAGCUUCACCUUUCUUAAGGUGCAUACAUAUUCUGAAUUUUUUGUUUACUUUUUAAACAGGCGAAUUUCCGUUUAUGAUGACUGGAGUGGCAUUGCAAUUCAUGUGGCAUUAGACAAUGUUGUUAUAAUAGAUGACAUAUGUGAGUACAAACGUUAAUGUGGCAAUAAUAGAUAAUGUCAUAAUAGCUUUAACUCUUUUGCUGCGGAAUAUUUUUAUUGAAAAAAUGUACAUAUUUUUCGAAGAGCGAAAAAGAGUGAGUGGUUGGGUUUAUUAAAAAAUAUUAAAAAUAUUAUUCUUUGGUUUAUAAGACUAAACUUGGUAUCAAAUGAAUUAUAAAUGAAAGGACUAUAUGUUUGUAAGCUUAUUUCUUCAGUUUAAAUAAGAUAAUUUACAGAAAAGAACCAUAAUAUUGAAAACAUUUUAUGCUAAACCAUUUUUUCCCCAAACCCUAUGAUGUACGCAUACCUCAUCUUCAUUUCUAAAACUAAAAUCCUCUAAAACUACUACUAUCAAAAUCUUGUGAUGGAUCUAAAUAUAAAUCAUCUUCACUAUCAAAAGAAAUGGUAUAAAAGAAUUCCAAAGCUUCUUGAGCUGUUAGUCGUCAAAACUUACUCGCCUACUAGGGCCUUGAGUAGCCAUUGCAACAGUAGAAAAAAAAGUGAAGAAAAUCAAAUGACAACAAAUAAACCUUGGUUUCGCUUAUAAACAAUUAAGCACUACUCUUCUAUGUAAAAGUCUUUUUUUUAAAAAAAAAUAGCUCUUAAAAAGUUUAACUGAGAAAUAGCAAAGAAACAAACGGGAUAUUGAAACAUCGCACAGCGCGUUGGUCCAUGCUUUUGAGAACGGCGGAUGAACGCAGUGUGUGUUGUUCCACAUCAAAACAGUUAAGGACAUCCAUCAUGUGACAGACAAUUUUGUUGUAUUAGAUGACAGAUGUAAGCACAUCAACUGACAUGACACUAGACAAUGUCGCUGACAUAAAAAAUAUAUCUGAAAGACACUCUGGUAUAACAAUUUAAUGUUAUAAGAAUAUUUUCAGACACUUUAGAAUGAGAUAUUAUUAUGUUACAGCAAAUGUCUUCACACUGUUUGGACAGUAAUGAGUUAGGGAGGGAUAGUGCCAAAUUUCACAGGAUCUUUUAGUUUGUUGAAGGGUUGCACUACUUCAUCAGCAAAGAAUCGGUAACCUGCCUAAUCUGCCAAUUUUAAUCAGUAAUCUAACCAAUUAAUCAGUAAUCUGACCAAUUAAUUAGUAAUCUGACCAAUUAAUCAGUAAUCUGACCAAUUAAUCAGCAAUCUGACCAAAUAAUCAGGAAUCUAACCAAUUAAUCAGCAAUCUGACCAAUUAAUCAGUAAUCUGACUAGUUAAUCAGUAAUCGGACCAAUUAAUCAGUAAUCUGACCAAUUAAUCAGCAAUCUGACCAAUUAAUCAGUAAUCUGACCAAUUAAUCGACAAUCUGACCAAUUAAUCAGUAAUCUGACUAGUUAAUCAGUAAUCUGACCAAUUAAUCAGUAAUCUUACCAAUUAAUCAGCAAUCUGACCAAUUAAUCAGCAAUCUGACCAAUUAAUCAGUAAUCUGACCAAUUAAUCGACAAUCUGACCAAUUAAUCAGUAAUCUGACCAAUUAAUCAGCAAUCUGACCAAGAUGUUAGAUUUAAUUCUAGAAAGUUUUAAAAGAAUAUGUACGCUUUGGUGGGUGUUUCAGGAUUGAACUAAGAAAUUGGAAAGUCGUGUGCCAGUAACAUAACUGUCGUGAGACCAGGACAGCAGUAGAUUACCCUAGCACUAAUUUAGAAGGGCGCCUGUUUCAGACGGCCAACAGAUUAAAAUAUUUGUUUUCAAUAAAAGGGGCAUUUUUGAUAUUACAUUUUACUCUGCAAUAAAUUAAUAAUAAUUUCAAACAUAACUAUAAUGCCAACUGACACACGUACCAACGGUCUGUGUGUGACACUUUGCAUGUCUAAUCUUGCAUUAACACUUGAAUGACGUCAGGCUUUGAAGUAGUUGACAUGUUCUUUAAUGGCUUAAUACAAAACUACGCCACUGGUUCAUUUAAACUACUUUUGCAGAGGAGAGUCUACUGGUAAUAGUUCCUUUGAUGAUAGAAGCCUGAAUUUAGAAUAAUUUAGGGGACCUCUGACCUCUUCCAAAAAAACCAUAUAUAGAUACACAUUUAUGUAUGAAUAAAUGACUAUCAGUGUUACAGAGAGCUUGUUUACACAAUAUUUCUCGUACGUGCCCUCUGAUUGACCCCGCAUGAGACGCUGUGUUCACAAAGGGGUGUGGCUUAGGUCUUUGAUGUAUUUCUUGUUUACACCGCCAGCCACUGAAAAUAAUUAAUCUGUUCCAAAUAGUAUUUGGUAGAAUGAUUGGGAUUUUUCUCGAAAUGUCUCGAAGGCAGGGCUUGGGCGUCGGUAGACCCACCUAUAUAAGGGAUUGACAGGCACGGACGACAGACGGAGAUUUCAUAUAGAUUCUCUUAACAUUACGAGGCGUGUUUUAUUCUUUUGUGUAUUUGUGUGCUCCUACUUAUAUGUGUUUAUUUCGCAUUAUUUAUUGGCAUCAUUAUUUCUAAUUGUAUUAACUGUGUACCGGUACGACAUCUGCCAUACUGUAAGUUGAAGAUUGUAAUUUUAUUUUAUUUUAUUUUGUAAUUAUCUUAAGACAUAAUAAAUCGUAAUUAAUUGUGACUAGAAACUGUUUUGGGUCGUAUCCUUAAUAUUGUUGAUUAUAUGGUAUCGUCCUUUGUUAGGCACUGUUUACAACGAGCCAAUUAAAAUUAAAAUAGGAGAUUAAUUUCUCCCAAUACAAGUCAGUGCGUAACAAUCAGGCACCCUCUGAAGAUGGCCCAAGGUGCAGGUUACCCCUUUGCCCCCUAACCCACUCGCACACCUCUUUGGAAAUAGCCCUGGGUGUUAGGUUCAACGUGUGGGUACACUAUGAAGUGCUGGCUUCUAUAGUUAUUGGUUUAUCAGUGGGCCUACCUCCCUGCAACUGAGAGUUACAAUGUUGAUGGUUGAACCCUAGGCCAACCCGUAAGCGAGUGUCUCUCAACCGUAUACGUUAGAUGUCCCCCGUAGCAGAGGAGCUAAAGUAUAAAGAGGUCCUGUCCAGCUCUGCUUGAUCCAUAUCUACCCAUCUGUCUCUCAGAGUCUCAAUGUCUCAGUGUCUCCCAUAAACUUAAAAGUUGGGUGCACACCUGACGAUAGGAAACACAGCCUAAAACAAAAUGGAAGCUCUAUAUGUGUGAUCAAUUUAGUUAUAUUAUCAUACAUUUUAAUCAAUCAUACUUUUCAUAAAAUGGAUUUGGAAAUUAGGCCACUUUUACAGCCUUAGGAUUAAUCGGAAUUUGACGAUGAUUUGGGGCCUAUUAAUAAAAAAAUCAGUAAUGUGACAAUUUGCUCAUCUGUGCAGUUCUAGUCUGCAGGCUUUGAAAGAUGUUGUCUCACACAAAAGCUUAGAUGGGAUAGUCCUGGAAUGUAGAUCUUAUCAAAAUCCAACCAAAAAAACGCAUCAUGUUUCAUUUCAUGUACUGGGUCGUCAGGGUGCAUGGACACGCCACAAGACUAAAGCUGAUAUCCAUUAUAAAUGACGUCACUUCAGUCAGAUAAAGAACGAAAAGAAAAAGCAUUUUUAAUAGAUUUUUUAACUAAAAGCAAUUUGAAAAAAAAUAAAAAUUUUUUUUCACCAUACUUAUUUAGUCUCAGCUUCAUCCAUACUCAUUUACUUUUUCAGUGAAUUUAUGCAAACCCUCACAGAAGGAGCAGUCCAAAUCAGGACUUGCCAAUGAAAAUAUUGAGGACAUCCCCGAGGAGGAACUCUCCAAAUUCGUCAACGAUGGGCCCCAAGAGAGCAAACCUUCUUGUACGCAGUGGAAGCCCCUGUUGUUGAUCAUUCCGUUGCGUCUUGGUCUGACCGAUAUCAAUCCGAUUUAUUUUGAAUCUUUGAAGGUGAACUUAAGUUGACAUGUUGUUUAAUUAUUGAAAAUUUUAAACAUAUUUCUUUUAUUUAAAUUAUAAGCAAGAGAUUUGCUUAUUUUUCUAGGGAAAUUAUUUUGUAGAGAUCCCAUGAGACUUAACUCAGUAGCUGUGUAAAAUAACAAGCUAAAAUCUUACAACAAUCGUGGCCGAAAUAACUCAGUAGCUGUGUAAAAUAACAAGCUAAAAUCUUACAACAAUCUUGGCUUGGAGUGCACCGUCUUAAACAAUUGAUAGUUUGCAACCUCCAUAUGUGCUUGCAAACUUUCUGAUAAUGAAAAGGAAAAAACUAUUUAAGAACAAUUCUUGUCUUUAAGAUUCCACCAACUCAAACAACAACCCCCCCCCCCCCCCCACCGUAUCAGAACAAAAAAGUUGCACAAUUUUAAGUUGUGUUUUGUAUUUGUCUGCCAUUCAGCAUAAAUUAAAAAGUUAAAUAGCGUUUUGCCCCCUUUGUUUUUUCGUCCUUCCAGAAAUGUUUCAAGUUAAAGCAGUCUGUCGGGAUCAUUGGUGGCAAGCCCAAUCAUGCGCACUGGUUCAUUGGUUUUGUUGGUAAGUUUAAGCUGUUAAAAAAAAAACCAAUGGGAAAUUCAAUCAAACAUAUUUCAGACUGACUGCUUACAUUUUAGCUGGAUAAUUUUUUUGUAAACUAAGAACUUAAGAUAACUUUAAUGGUUUGUUCUUAUUUAGUAUAACUUGAAUGGAUUGUUCUGAUAUCUAAUUAUUCUUGGAAUAUCUUGGGCGCUGCAUUGACUUAUUUAAAAAAAUUAAGAUAUGUUUUAAUUUGGGAACAUUCUUAUCUUAAAGCUUGUUGAAUGUUCAUUGACGUUUACUGGUCUAAAAACGUUUCUUAGUUCAGAAGGUCUCUAUGAAGUCUAUUGAUGAAAAUAUUUUAAAAUCAAGUGAUGAACAUGAAGAAUAUUUGGUAGACAAAUAUAAAUAAUCUAUUAAAUUCUAAUUAACGGGCAGUCAGAGUUAACAAUGCAUAUAUCUAAAGUUCUUAUAUAUAUAUUUAUAUACACACACAUACAUAUAUAUAAAAUACAUAUAUAUAUACACACACACAUUUAUAUAUAUACACAUAUAUAUAUAUAUAUAUAUAUAUAUAUAUAUAUAUAUAUAUAUAUAUAUAUAAUUUAUAUAUAUAUAUAUAUAUACACACAUACAUAUAUAUAUAAAAAAUAUAUAUAUACACACACACAUAUAUAUAUAUAUAUAUAUAUAUAUAUAUAUAUAUAUAUAUAUAUAUAUAUAUAUAUAUAUAUAUAUAUACAUACACACAUAAUAUAUAUAUAUAUAAAAUAAUUAAUAUAAUAUAAUUCUUCAAAUGUCCUUUCAGAUAAAGAGUUAAUCUACUUAGACCCUCACACGACACAGAAUGUGGUAGACCUUGAAGACAGGCACGCCAGUGAUGCAACCUACCAUUGUACGACGCCAGCAUCUCGAAUGAGCUUCUCCAAACUCGAUCCCUCCAUUGCGUUGGUGAGAUAUGAUCUGUCUUCCAAAGAGAUGUCUACAUAUUCUGUUUUAAAGGAAUUAAAAUACUUGCUCUGGAGCUCAAAAUUUGCUUCGAACCAUCUUUAGAAAAAAAAUCAAACUGUCCAGCUUAUGGACCGUCCUUUCUAUAACAUCAACUCGUUACCCCUGUAAAAUAUUGAAAUUGGCUCUUAACUCUCGUUCUUAUUGAGGUGAAAAACCUGGGGCGAUUGUUCAAUCAUUUCUCUCAUUCUUCUUCUGCCCAUUGAACAUAGUGGGGACAGCCAUUGCUCUUGUAAUAAACAAAAUAUCUGCUUUGGAAACAGGGUUGGGGAGAGGGGGAAUAAAACUCAAAAUUUAAAUGGUCGAUUUUUUUACCCUGAACCGAAUUAAAAUAAAAAUCAUUAUGGCCCUUGCCAGAAAUCAUUAUGGCCCUUGACACAAAGGAGCCCGUGGUCUCACACAGCAGUUGGCUGAACUUUCAUUAACUGAAAAAUUUGGUCAAGUCUUCACUACGAAUUUUGAUAACUGACUCCCAACUAACUGUCCCGCAGGGCUUCUACUGUGGAACGGAGAGAGACUUUGAUGAGUGGUGUUUAGCUUUCACGGUUCAGGACAAGUCGUGUCGACCUAUGUUUGAAAUACGCAAAGAUGCCCCGAAAGCCUGGCCCAGUGAAGAGACGGUUCCCAUAAAACAGACCAAGGAGUCCAGGGGAUUUUCCCUCUCAGGUGCGUGUCCAGUCCAUAAAUACUCUGACACUACUGGAGUUGCUUUUCUGCAUCAAUGAAAUCAUCUGUACUUACAUAAUAUGACCUAUUAAAUCAUUCAUGACAUAAUUGCUUUAGAUUUCAACACAGAUUCAAAAGUGGAGGUGUUGUUUUAUCCAGAGAAACUGUUACCUGCUGGAAAAUAUUUGGAGUUAAUUCAUAUUUUGGAUUGUAAAAUUAAAAUUGGAGUUCAAUUUAUUUAUAAAUACUUGUAAAGUAAUUAAGUUUGUCAGUGGGAGGGAUGGAGGUCAAGUGUGUUAAAUUGUGAUCUAUUAUUGACUCUUCUGAAAAUUGAUGGUGUAGACUAUAACUACAGUAUUAAGAAAUGGAACUUUCAUGAUAAGAUAGACACACACACCUCCCAAUUAUGGUGCAUGUUGAUGGUGGAGACUAUUAAUGAUGAGAAAACAAUUAACAUGUUUUUUUUUAAAAAGUCCAUCAGUUUUGACAUUUUUAUCUCUCUCCAGAUUUUAUGCUUUAUGAUGGAUCAACAGGAAGUGGAGUGGAUGAUGAAGAAUUUGAGAUUAUCUGACAGUAGCCUCCCCUUGACCAAUGAGCUUUCACAAUAGUUGACACGUAAUAGAAUUGGGUGAGAAUUUGACUGGUAUGUUUGUGGCUGUGAAUCAGUUUGAUUGGUGAAAAUGUUGAAGUGUAUGUGUGAAAUGAUUGGAAGUCGGAUCAGUUUGAUGUGGUGAAAAUGUUGUAGUUUAUGUGUGAAAUGAUUGGAAGUCGGAUCAGUUUGAUGUGGUGAAAAUGUUGUAGUGUAUGUGUGAAAUGAUUGGAAGUCGGAGAAUAAAAGUUUACAUACUAUUGUUUACAUUAGUCACAUAAAUGAUGUAAUUAUGUGUAAGUGUGACCUGAUUUUGAGUGAUGCCUACACAUUUAUGAUGAUCAAGCUGUCCGUGCUGUUACAUAAGUGCCACAUCUGUUUUUGUCAGGAGUGGUCUACAAUUCUCACUGUGUGGAGAUGUGAAUUUUGACUCGUACAUUUUAUGGAAUGAGAAGUAAAGAGAGAACAAUUGGUUGUAAAAUAAUAUAAUGCGACACCCUUUUUUAUCAAAAAACACAAUUCUCUAUGGAGUAAUGUCACUUACGCUAAUAGAUGGCGCUGAUUUCACUCAACAAAUCCCCUGAUAACAGUGAAAUUCUUAAAAUACGGCAAGUGCCUAUUUUAUUUUGUUUUAUGAAAAUAGUAUGGUGUUAUUAAUAUAGUGUUAUAAAUCUGCGGCCGUAUAAAUUGGUGGUUGGAAUUAGAACAUUAAUUAUCAUCAUAUAGUUAAGGGGCAUGAAAAAGGUGAGCGGUUGUUAUCCCGGAGGGUGGGGUAAGCACUCAUUUUGAUUCUUUUAAAGUGCAUUACUGGAAGGCACGUUUUGUCAAGUAACUUUAGUAGACGGGAUGCUCACGCAACGCAGCCGACAUUGUUUGGUAGUCUUCAUUUCAGUUUGCUUUAAUGGAUCAUGGACGAUUGAUAAGAGUGUGAUGGAGUAUGAUGCAGCUGUGAUUUGUAUGAGCUGCGUGGUAGCGUGUACAUAUAUAAAUAAUUAAAUAAAAUGUUUUUGUUUACUGGGGGGAGGCAAUCAGAAUUGAUUAUUUAAUCUAUAACCCUAAUAACUAACAAAACCCUAAAAUUUAAUGCCAACGAGAAGAGCUGCUAGUAAAAAGAAUGUGAAACUAUGCUUUGAAUUUUUUGAGUUUGUCUACAAAUUUAGACCUAAAAUUUAUUUCAACAGCCGUGUUCUUAUAAAUUUGAUUUCCUAAUUUGCUUAUAUUUUACUAGCUCUAAACUUUGAAUAUAUUAUAUAAUAUGUAUGACAGACAUACCCAUUGAUUAAUUUUUCUUGUAAAAAUAUCAAUACUUUAUUUUGCAAAAGUAAUAGCUGCUUUAAAAGUUUACUAAAAAGUAAGAAAGUAUUAAGCUUGAUGUGAUUAGUCAUAUAUUUACUCAUACAUAAAUCCUAAAAGUAAAUUUCUAACAGGACUCACAUUUCCUAGCCCUAAAUAUGUUUGAGGUAUGACCAUAAGAUCGUUUCUCAUUUGGAGUAAGCCUUGACCUUCAUCACUAAAGUAUAGGAAGUCAAUAUAAAAAAGUCAUUGUAAAUAUCCUUCCACUUUUGUUCUGAAAGUACAGAAGGAAAUCUGAUGGAGGGUCAUAGGUCUUGAAAUCUGAUGAAGGGUCAUAGGUCUUGAAAUCUGAUGGAGGGUCAUAGGUCUUGAAAUCUGAUGAAGGGUCAUAGGUCUUGAAAUCUGAUGGGGGGUCAUAGGUCUUGAAAUCUGAUGGAGGGUCAUAGGUCUUGAAAUCUGAUGGAGGGUCAUAGGUCUUGAAAUCUGAUGGGGGUCAUAUGUCUUUAGACAAACUAUAAAGAUUCAAGACUAUUUCUGAGAGACUUUUUUUUUUAAACCUUUCCAUGGAUGAUGAAUUAUUGUUGGAUAUAAUCAAAAAAAAGGAAACAUAAAAAUUAGAUGUAAAUAAAACUGUUUGCAGCAAAAAUAAAAUCAGAUGUAUGAGGUGGUGGUGCUCUCUGUCUGAGAAAGAUGUCAUGACACUACAACUCUGUCAUGACGGAUGACAUAAUUUCUGGGUAUGAUUGACAUGCACAAUAGAAUGCUAUCUGUGCAUAUUGUUAUAAAGCUUGUUUUCUUGAGAUAUUUUCUAGGUUAAAAAAAAUUGUCUAGUUGUCUCAUACUGGAUUGAAACUUUUUAGUAAGACACCUCAACCCCCCCCCCCC
Lymnaea stagnalis (great pond snail) is the source of this 14278-nucleotide messenger RNA. NCBI's taxonomy places the organism in Eukaryota, Metazoa, Mollusca, Gastropoda, Lymnaeidae. The record is from the annotation of a GenBank genome assembly.